Messenger RNA from Linum tenue, 2571 nucleotides. Lineage: Eukaryota; Viridiplantae; Streptophyta; Magnoliopsida; Malpighiales; Linaceae. The record is from the annotation of a GenBank genome assembly.
CGAAGAUCCAUUCAACUGGAUGGCCCGAGAGAGCCCGAUUCUCUGCUGCCAUCUCAUUUAUAAAAGCGCACCUCGGCUGUAACCCUGUAGAAUCCCUCUCUGUAAAGACCUGCGGCCCGAUUCCCUGCCGAUUAGCGACUCUCAGUUGAACUUCAAUUGCUUUUGCUUCUGCUUCUACUGGGUGAAGAUUGUCUUCUUCCUUCAUCGACGGCGCUGUAUUAAGGAGGUACGUAGUUGGUAUCUCUCCGCAUGAAAGCUUGUAAAAUAGCCAUUCACGCCUCUGGUUUCUGUUUUUUAUGAACUAACUGCUUUGUGCGUAUGAAGAAUGCCAGGAUCUUCUUUAUUCUGUUUCACGUUUUCUGGGUUCCUGCGUUUCGUAUCUGGGGGCUGCGGGUUUUGUUUGUUUGUUUGCAUUUGAGCUGGUAAAUGUCGGCUAUGGCGGUGAUGAACCAAUCAAUCGGAGCCCAGCCCAUGCAGCCCAUGCAGAGGGAGGAACCCUCCGUAUGUGGCCAGAAUGCAGGGUUUUGUUUGCCCGAUUGUGAAUGUUCUGAGUUUGCAAGCGGUUGGGAGUGUACAUUUGUGUUCAUUAUAUAUGCAGGAUUAUUUAGGGUUUGCAAAAGAAGAUGUUAGUGCUGUUUGAGACUCCGGCGGGCUUUGCCCUUUUCAAAGUCUUGGAUGAAGGGAAGCUAUCCAAAGUUGAGGACUUGUGGAAGGAGUUCUCGAACUCUGACACUGCAAGAAAGGUGGUGAAGCUGAAGGCCUUUGAUAAGUUUGACAACACGGCUGAUGCUUUGGAGGCAACAACCAAAAUCAUCGACGGCUCAACCACUAAAAGCCUGCGAAAAUUCCUGAAAACUCACUGUGAGGGCGAGAAAUUGGCUGUGGCUGACUCGAAGCUGGGAAAUGCAAUCAAGGAGAAAUUGAAAAUCGACUGUGUGCACAACAAUGGUGUCAUGGAGUUGAUGAGAGGCGUGAGGAGUCAGUUGGAAGAACUUAUAGGUGGUCUAGGGAGCCAAGAUUUAGCACCGAUGAGCCUCGGUUUGUCUCAUAGCUUGUCUAGAUACAAGCUGAAGUUUAGCCCUGACAAGGUCGAUACAAUGGUUGUUCAUGCUAUUGGCGUGCUUGACGACCUUGACAAGGAGCUUAACAGGCUUGCAAUGAGCCUCAGGGAAAUUUACGGUUGGCAUUUUCCAGAGCUCGCCAAGAUUGUUAAUGACAACGUUGUCUAUGCUAAAGCUGUGAAGUUGAUGGGUUUCCGUGAGAACGCUGCAAAACUUGAUUUCUCCGAGAUAUUACCUGAGGAGGUCGAGGAAGAAGUGAAGGAAGCAGCCAAGAUAUCGAUGGGGAGUGAAAUGGACGAAUAUGACAUGGCAAAUAUAAUGGAGCUCUGCAACAGGGCCUUGUCUCUAGCCGAAUACAGGCCUCAACUGUACGACUACCUGAAAAGUAGGAUGAACGCCGUUGCACCUAAUUUGACAGCUCUGGUUGGAGAGCUUGUUGGAGCUCGGCUGAUUGCCCAUGCAGGCAGCUUGAUGAAUCUCGCCAAGCAGGCAGGGAGCACUGUCCAGAUUCUCGGAGCAGAGAAGGCCCUAUUCAGAGCUCUAAAGACGAAGCACGCCACACCUAAAUACGGGCUGAUCUACCAUGCAUCCCUCGUUGGCCAAGCGGCACCUAAGCUGAAAGGGAAGAUUUCGAGGUCGCUUGCUGCUAAAGCUGCUCUUGCCAUUCGAUGUGAUGCUCUUGGAGAUGGCGGCCAAGAUAACUCCGUCGGACUAGAGAACCGUCUUAAGGUACAUUCUUACGUCAUCUUCCAUGCAAGUAAUUUCAGUUCUGAAUCUAGGAAGUACUGAUCAUAUGCGCUGAUUUCGCAGCUGGAAGCGAGGCUGAGGAGUCUCAAGGGCGAGGAAUUGGGACGUUCUGCUGGUUCAGUUAAGGGGAAGCCGAAGAUCGAAGUCUAUGAUAAGGAUAGAAAGAAGGGUGCAGCAGCUGGAAUGAUAACUCCUGCAAAGACCUAUAAUCCUUCUACUGAUGCUGUUCUCGAACAAACACCGAAAUCAGUUGGAGAGGAGACGGUCGAGAUGAAGACGAAGAUUGAUGAGGAAGCUCCUGCUACUGAAGAGAAGAAAGAAGAAGAAGAAAAAGAGCAAAGAUGUGGAAGCUACUGAAGUCACAAAUGGAGAUGCUGAUGGUAAUAAGAAGGAGAAGAAGAAAGCAGCUGAAGCUGGACAGACUGAUGCUGUUGAAGAUGGUGUGAAGAAGAAGAGUAAGAGGAAGCGGCCUUCUGAGUUGGAGGAGGAAGCAACAGAAACAGAGAGUCAUACUAGCAAGAGGAAAAAGAAGAAUCAAGUUAAAGAAUGAGUAAGAACUAAGAAUGUGUGGGACACUUUUUUUACGGAAAGUGCUCCUAGGAGAGGAAUAAUAUGGUUAUGUCAUUCGGAUGGUAAGUAGGACUAAUGAGUUUCAUUAGGGAGAUUUUUUGUGGUUUGAAAUCGCAUGAUCUGCUUGAAGGGUUUUUUCAUUUUAUUUUAUUGGUGGGUGAUAAAGGACCUAUAUUAUUAGAAUACUAAUCAA